CCUUCUGAUUAUGACAGCUAACUUAGCUUUAGAUAGUACAAAAUCGCUUGCAAAGUUGGUUAUUACUUUAAAUACAUUUCACCGGACUCAACAAUUAAUUACCAAGGUGUUCACAUGUGUCCACAGGCCGAUUGGCAAAGAGAGUAGCAAGACCAAGUAGCGUUAGGAUGUCAAACUGUGUUGCGCUGCAAACUCAUCUGGCGUCGGUCAUGGAGACUUUAGUUCACGCUGCUAUUGCUGAAAUGUGCAAACUUGUGGAGGAAGGAUCUGUCUUUUUAUUGAAUCUGGAACUCACAAAGGAACAGAUGGCAAACGAGGAGCUAAAGUGUAAGAUGCAAACGGAGAGUGAAGUGAAGAUGACUCAGUUUGCCUCAAUUAUGGAAGUCUUGGGAAACGAGGCGCUUGGGAAGAUCAUCAAGUUGGUGAAUGAAACAAAGUUUUUCCUGGAUAUGGAAUGCAAGACUUUCCAAGGCAAAAAUGCGAAACCUGGUUGCUUCCUCAACAUUUUAUCACUUGGUGGAAUGGAGGAGGAGCAUUCAUACGAUGGCUGUGGAAGAAGUGCAGAUUUGGCUCCUGAUGAUGUUCCAGAUGAGAAGCCAGAAAGACCUGAAUCUCCCUUGGUUAUGGCCGUCACCAUCCGGGACGACUUUGGCAAGAUUGACCUGGGAAAGCUUGCAGCGAGCGUGCUGGAUCCCAGUUCCAAAGAAGCCCUGUGUGCGGACGAGCAGAACGGCGGCGACGGGAAUGCCGAGAACCUGGAGGGCUUCACGGGCAUCGUCAGCAGCUCGGGCAAGAAGAUCCUCAUCUGCACGGAGUGCGGCAAGAGCUUCCCCACCGUCGGCAAGCUGCGCUCCCACCAGCGCGUCCACACCGGCGACAAGCCCUUUGGCUGCGAGCUGUGCGGCAAAGCCUUCGCCCACAAGCAGAGCCUCAGCGUGCACCAGAACGCGCACAGCGGCCACAAGCCCUUCGCGUGCGACGUGUGCGGCAAGUCCUUCAGCAAGGCCUCCCACUUGAAGACCCACCAGAUCGUCCACACGGGCGAGAAGCCCUUCUCGUGCGAGGAGUGCGGGAAGAAGUUCAACCUGGCGCAGAACCUGGCGCGCCACCAGCUGGUGCACACGGGCGAGAAGGUCUUCAGCUGCCCCGUCUGCCAGAAGCGCUUCACGCGCGCCGUCACCCUCAAGAGCCACCAGCUGAUCCACACGGGCCAGAAGCCCUUCAAGUGCGACUCGUGUGGCAAGACUUUCAGGCACGCCGUCAACCUGAAGAUCCACAAGCGCAUCCACAUGGACGUGCGGCCUUACUCGUGCGAGCUGUGCGGCAAGACUUUCCGGCAGUCGGUGAACCUCAAGAUCCAUCAGCGCAUUCACACGGGGGAAAAACCGUUCACGUGUAAGGAGUGUGGGAAGAGCUUUAGCCAGCAGAGCAGCCUGGUCUCCCACAAACGCACACACUCUGGAGAGAGGCCCUUUGGCUGCAACUUCUGCGACAAGCGCUUCAACAACACGAACAGUUUGAAGUUGCACGAGCGCACGCACACUGGCGAGAAACCGUACACUUGCGAGGCCUGCGGCAAGACGUUCAGCCAGGGCAGCCACCUGCGCACGCACAAGCGGCACGUGCACGCCGGCGGCAAGCAGUUCAUCUGCGACAAGUGUGGGAAGAGGUACUCGGACCCGCGCAACUUGAAGUUGCACAAGUGCGUGUACGCUUGAUCCGGACUGUGUUUUGCUGAGUGAUGACACUGUCCAUAUUCACAUAUUUCAUUUAGUCUGUACUCUGUAUAGAAAUUUCCCUUUUUAAGUGGAUCUGCUUUUGCUGCAGGGCUGGGGCAUGGAUUUCAAUUAGACUAAUGUCUGAUGUUGUUGACCCAUGACAUAACCAAAGCCUUUUCCCCUUUACUGCUUAGCUCUUCUGUUUGUCUGCACCUCCCUUUACCUUAUAAAUGCUGUCGUCUGGUGUGCACAAGAAUUCUUUUGGAGUUGGUUACACUGAGAACAGCGUAAAUAAAUAUUGGUGCCGUCUAGAAGGCAGGGAUGCACACGAUUCAGAAUCAUGCAUUAGCAAACACCGGGAAUACCAGGCUUUUUUUAUGCAAUACAGAAAAACUGUUACCGUAGACCAAUGAAAAAAGGUAUUCUUAAAACCACAUAUAUGAAAUGGGAUGCAUGGCAUAUGUCUUGCUAGUUCACAAUCCCUUCUGCUCCUGCCUCAAGAGAUGUAAAUGACUACUGGUUCAUGGAAUUCUGGUUAGGCCCUUGUAUGUAACUGGAGUUUCAGGUGUAGGAAAGCUUAUUUAUGUCCUACAAAUGUUGGAUUUCUUUUGGAAGCUUUUAUUUUAAAAGCAUUUUGGAAGUUUGAAUAUCAUUGCUGUGCAGUAGAGAUUUACCUGUAAAUGAAUUUCAGUGUGAGGUUGCCAUUGUCAGGUGACUAACACCAUUCUGUAAAAGAUUAGAGAUCAUGCUUAAAUUUUUGGAUGACAUUAGCUGAAUGAUGAAUGAUAACUGUUUUUUUCUUUUCUUUUCAGGGAAUGUCUUGAUUUUUCUGUCAUACUAUGAUUAGUUGAGACUAAUAUGGGUUUUUCAUUUUCUUUUUAUUUCAAUUGCAAAUCAACGAGCCAUGGGAAAUUGGAAUUUCAGAUGAAUUGUGUGGCAAAAUAAAUUGAGUAUUGUAUUAUACAAUUGACAUUCUAAUUAUUUGGUGUGUCGU
Molecule: messenger RNA, 2712 nt
Organism: Engraulis encrasicolus (European anchovy)
Lineage: Eukaryota; Metazoa; Chordata; Actinopteri; Clupeiformes; Engraulidae
Exons: 5
Coding region: 168-1718 (516 amino acids)
Source: RefSeq, a predicted model, not a curated record